This is a messenger RNA of Megalops cyprinoides (Indo-Pacific tarpon), 10926 nucleotides long. Its product is annotated as ankyrin repeat domain-containing protein 11-like. NCBI's taxonomy places the organism in Eukaryota, Metazoa, Chordata, Actinopteri, Elopiformes, Megalopidae. The transcript has 14 exons. Gene Ontology annotation, cellular component: nucleus. The coding region runs from base 632 to 9157 and encodes 2841 amino acids. Gene Ontology annotation, molecular function: protein binding. Gene Ontology annotation, biological process: anatomical structure morphogenesis. The record is from RefSeq and is a predicted model, not a curated record.
GUCGAAGUCAAAGGCCGUCUGUAGAUUGUGCGCAAGGAGUCGGGUGGAAGGGAUUAAGGAAACUCUUCUAUUACAUAACGAAAUUUCAGGCAAGACGUCGGUAUAAAGAACUUACUGCAAAUUAUUAUGUAUGCCUUGUAAAAAGGAAGGAAUCCUUUUGGAAGCAGCACAAACAGCGGGAAUCUCUGAAGAUUUUCUUUCUGUCAGGUUACUUACACUAGCUGCCCAUUAGGGUUAGCGACUAUAUUGUUGCCGUGUAUGCAAUGUGUGCUGCUUUUGUCGGAUGUUUCCGGACGACAGUCCGUUAAGCAGCAAGGCCUCAAAUGGGAGAACCAAGUUUUGGAAAGGAGUACCCAAAAUAAACAAGCGGACGCUUUCAGAUUUCGUUGAAGGAUCUUUUGGAAUUUGCUGCAGCCUUUUGUUGGAUUUAAACCUCACCCCACUGAAGACAACCAUGGAAUCGGACUGUUACACAGGCAGAGCAGGGACAUUACAAGAGACACACUGAAGGGAGGUCAUCAGAGACACUACAGUUCAAGUUAAAGGGAGAGUGACCACGGCUCAGAGAGAAUCAGACGGUGGAUGACGAUGGGAUGGAAGCGUGAAUGAGGGUUGCCGUGGCGAAAGCUGAAUGAUGCCCAAGGGCGGGGGUUUGAAAACACCCCAGCUGGAGGAUUUCCCACUGAACACCGACAUGGUGGAGAAGCAGGCUGGGAAGAAGGAUAAAGACAAAAUCUCUUCAAACAAAACUCCCAAACUGGACCGUAGUGAUGGAGUCAAAGAGAUGAAAGAGAAGGCUCCGAAGAGGAAGCUGCCCUUUACUGUCGGAGCCAAUGGAGAUCAGAAAGAUUCAGAUUCAGAGAAGCAAGGUCCAGAGCGGAAGCGAAUUAAAAAGGAGCCCACUAACACCAGGAAGUCAGGCCUGCCUUUUGGGAUGGGUGUGCCAGGGAUCCGGGCUGGUUACCCCCUCUCUGAGCGGCAGCAGGUGGCUCUUCUCAUGCAGAUGACAGCUGAAGAAUCGGUCAACAGUCCAGACACAACACCAAAGCAUCAGUCACAGUCUAGUCUGGGUCAGAAGGGAACGCCAAACUCUGCCUCAAAAACCAAAGACAAAGUGAACAAGCGCAACGAGAGGGGUGAGACACGGCUGCACCGGGCUGCCAUCCGUGGUGAGGCACGGCGCAUCAAGGAGCUCAUCAAUGAGGGGGCUGACGUGAAUGUAAAAGACUUUGCAGGCUGGACUGCACUGCAUGAGGCCUGCAACCGGGGUUACUAUGAUGUGGCCAAACAGCUGCUGGCAGCCGGGGCAGAGGUUAAUACGAAAGGUCUGGAUGAUGACACCCCUCUACAUGACGCAUCCAACAAUGGACACUUCAAGGUAGUGAAGUUGCUACUACGAUAUGGAGGGGAUCCUCGUCAAAGUAACAGAAGGGGUGAAACCCCACUGAAAGUGGCAAACUCCCCGACUAUGCUGAAUCUGUUGCUUGGCAAAGGCACUUAUACCUCUAGCGAGGAGAGUUCAUCAGACUCUUCAGAGGAGGAAGAUGCUCCUUCUUUUGGCCCAUCCAGCUCUAUCGAUGGCAAUAACACAGACUCUGAGUUUGAGAAGGCUCUGAAGCUGAAAGGAAAAACUCUUGGUCCACCUAAAGCCACAGUUACACCCGUGAAAGACGAGUAUGAGUUUGAUGAGGAUGAUGAGGAGGAACGGAUCCCCCCUGUGGACGACAAGCACCUGCUCAAGAAAGAUUUUCGCAAAGACUCUGCGAGCAAAGCUAACAGUUUCAUUUCCAUCCCCAAAAUGGAGGUCAAAACCUAUUCCAAAAGCAACUCGCUCACACCAAAGAAGGCUGCACGGCGUAUCCUCUCUGACACAAACAGCUCAGACGAGGAUGUUCAAACCUUGUGUUUCUCUCCAGCACCCACAGUGCGGCAACCGGCAGCGGCAAGCAACGCCAAAAGCCGCGAUUCUGCCACCUUGACCUCCAAGCAGCAGAAAGAGAAGAACAAAGUGAAAAAGAAGAGGAAGAAGGAAACAAAAAACAACACCAACAAGGAGGUGCGGUUUGGCAAACUAAGUGAUAAGUUCUGCACCUCUGAGUCUGAGGUUGAGGAUAUGGAUAGUGAGGACGACAAAGGCUCUAUACAGAGCUCAAACUGUGUAAAGGACUCUACUGCUUUGAGCCUAAAAGAGUCGUCUGUUUUCAGUUCGCUCUCAUCUUCCUCCUCUCAUGGGAGCUUGGGCUCUCAAAAGCUGGCACAGUCACUGGCUGAGCAGCACCCAAAGCAGUGGAGGACAGAUGGAUGGAAAACUGUGUCCUCCCCAGCAUGGUCUGAUGUUAGCUCCCUCUCUGACUCCAUCAGAACCCAGCUUUCCACUGAAUCAGAGUACUCCUCAGCUGACUCGAGUGUUGAAUCUGUGAAACAAGUGAAAAAGAAGGCACAGGUAAGCCGCAAGAAGAACAACGUUCACACAAAUUCAGGUGAGAAAAAGAGUUCCUCUGACUUAUAUAAGAGUUCCAGUAUAGAUGGGGCAGUCUCCAAGAUGGACAAAGAUGGCAAAGUGUUGAAAAAGCAUAAAGUAAAACACAAACACAAAAGCAAAGAGAAAGAGAAGGCCCCAAGCCUGGUGCUCAACCAAGACAUGAAUGAAAAAUUUGUCAAGAGCUUUUCCUUUGAUUUUGAGGACACACGACAAAGGUCACACAUUGUUGAGACAGAAUCUCCAACUGAUAACAAAGUUAAAACCUCCAAGCAUGACAAAGAUCAUUUUAAAAAGGAAGAUCGGUCCAAGGGCAAAUUGGAGGACAAGGAUUGGACUUCUGGAAAAGAUAGUGUCAGAGCUGCUAAAGAGGAGAAGUCCAAGAAAACAAAGGAUUUGGCUAGGGACAAGGCAAGCAAGGAGAAGGAGGACAAAACCUUCAAAGCAGAAAAAGAGAGAGGCCUCAAGGAAAAAGACAAGCCUAAGGAGGAGAAGCAGAAGACUCACAAGGAUGAAAAACGGAAAAAGUCCAAGGACAAGUCUUCUAAGGUGGACAGAAAGAAUGAACAAAAGGAGGAAAAAUAUCUGAAGUUGGAGAAAGAAAAGAACCCAAAAGAGGAGAAAGAAAAGUCAAAAAAGGAAAAGGCACUCAAGGAGGAGCCUGAAUAUGAGGGCUUUGAUAUCAAGAAUCGUUUUUUAGACCAAGAAGACAGCAAGCUUAGUGCCUCUGAUGAUCCCCACAACCAAUGGGUGUCAGAUCUCUCUUCCGAAUCUUCUCUCUGUGGCGAUGAUAGCUGGGAUGCUCCAGUGAAAGAGUACAAAGAAUACAAAGCAAACAGUACAGUUAAACUGAUUGUAGAGACUGUAAAAGAGGAGAGCCGAGAUCGGAAGAAGGAAAACAAAGUUAAGGAGAAGAAGCUAGAAAAUAGUGAGAGACGAAAUGAUAAAGAGGGCACGGCCAAAAAGAAGGAAAAAGAUUCCUCAGAAAAGGUCAUUGAAAAGAAAAAGGACAUGACAGAUAAACAGAAAAUAAAUUCCAGCACCUUGAUGGAAAAGGAGAAGAGGAGGAAAGAUUCUGCAGAGUCCUUUAAAGACAAAAAGGAGAAAGAUUCUGUGGAUGGCAGGGAAAGAAAAGAUUCAUAUGAAUUUACUAAAGAGAAGAAAGACUCAAAAAAUAAACAAGAUGACACAUUAAGAGAUGAAUAUGGAAGUGAAACCUUUUUCAAAGAUAAAUCUGAGAGUGAUUCUCUUGGCAAAUUGUCAGAGCUCAGAGAGAGGAGUAACUCUGGAAAAGAGAAGGAAAAGAAGGUGGAGUGUCUGGAUAAAGAGAAGAAAGAGAAAUGUAAAGGUGAAAAACACAAGGAGAAGCUGGAGAAGGAGAAAGCUGAGAAAAAUACCACUGAGAAACCUCCUAAGGAAAAAGAUAUGGACAGAGGCUCCAAAGACAGGAAGGAGUUAACUAAAGACAAACAUAAAGACACCCACGGUAAAGAAAAGGAGAGGAAAAUGUCUUCAGAGCAGGGAAAAGACAAGAAGGAGAAGGCCUCACUGGAUAAGUAUGCCGACAGAGAGAAGGAUUUCCUGGAGACAAAGAAAGAAGACAGAAAAAUAGAGAAAGGGAGGGAAAAAACCUGGUACAAGAUUCCAGACAUCUUUACAGAUGAGAGUGAGGAUGAUGAAGAAAAUUACAACUGUGCAGUUAAAUUCAGUGAUUCACUUAACCUGUCAGAAAUCCAUCGUAAGGAAUCAACACCUGACAGGGAUGAGGCAGACCUCCUCCAAAACGAAAAGCACAGAAAGUACUUGGCAGAGGGGAAGCAGCACUCCACUGAGAAGCUAAAAGAAAAGGAUUAUAAAGACAAGAAAAAAGACAAAGCCAUGUUUGAUAGUGUGAGAGAGAGAAAGGGCUCCCUUGAAAAAAACAAAGACAAGAAAGAGAAGGACUGUGGAGAUGGUAAACAUAAGGACCGCAAAGAGCGGGUAUCUGUUGAUUCAGUACUAGAGAAGAAAAAUAAGCCAAAGCUGCUGGAUAAGAGGCACUCAAGUGAAGAGAAGGCCAAGGGCAAGUACAAGGACAAGCUUGAUAAAGACCAUCCAAAGGACAGGAAGGCCUCCAAAGGAAGUGGCGAAAAUGAGAAAUCCCUCCUGGAGAAGUUGGAAGAGGAGGCCUUGAACGACUACAAGGAUGACUUCAAUGACAAGAUCAGCGAGAUCUCAUCAGACAGCUUCACAGACCGUGGCCACGAGCCAGUGCUCAGCAGCUUCUACGACUCAUCCAACAUCAGCCUUCCAGACAUCUCAGAGGAGAGAAGAGAUUUGUUCUCUCUAUCCUACCCCCAGGACAAAUUCAGAGAGAAAGAGAGGCAUAGGCAUUCAUCCUCAUCCUCAUCCAAAAAAAGUCAUGAGAAAGACAAAGUGAAAAAGGAGAAGGCUGACAAACGAGACAAACCUGAGGAAAUCAAAGAGAUGUAUGGGCGCAGAGAAAGCCUGCCCUUUGAAAAGGAGCUCAUGCCUUUGGAGGCUGACCCUUAUACUUUUCCAGGAAAGCCUGAUGGAGAUGACGAUUUGGACAAGACCAUAGAGUUUGAAAAAGAAAUGUCUAAAAAAGCUGACAAAGCCAGCAGUGUUAUCACCAGUGAUAAGGUCAAAGAUAAAAAGAAAAAAGAAAAACAUAAAGAAAAAGCAAAAGAUGAGAAACACAAAUACACAGAUGGCUUCAGUGCUUUGAAACACAAGGAAGAUCAAAAGUCUGGAUUGAAGGAGAGUCCUCAUGUCAUCAGUUUGAAAGAAAAGUCCAAGGAGGACAGUCCAAAAUUUGAGGUCAAAAACAAGGACAGAAGCAAAGAAAUAAUGGACAAAGACAGAUCUGAUUACAUGAAGUUAAAAUCAAAGGACGAGAAUGACCGGGUCAGUCAGUCCAGAGACACAAAUCGGAAAGACUGCCGCCCACGGGAAAAGCUCCUAGUUGAUGGUGACCUUGAGAAAAAAGCUUGGUUGACUAGCUUUGGGAAAAUGCUUAGUCAAAAGGACCAGGAAAUUGAAGAACGGCAUAAAAGACAUAAGGAGAGAAUGAAACAGAUUGAGAAACUGAGGCACAGGUCAGGAGAUCCUAAAUUGAAAGAUAAAACCAAAUCCAGUGAAGACCUGCGAAAAAACCGCUCUGAUCUGUCAUCUAAAAAAGCAAAUUCUUUAGAAACUGCAUUAAAAGAUAAGAAGCCCAAGGAUGUUAGUCUUCCAGCUCAGAUGAUGUCUCCUGAUCGAAAGUCACAGCCUGUGGACAGUCAGAAUUCAAAAGACUGGUUAGCAGGACAUCAGAUGAAGGAGAAUCUCCCAGCUUCUCCAAGACCAGAUCAGAGCAGGCCUACUGGGGUGCCCACUCCUACAUCAGUGAUUUCAUGUCCCAGCUAUGAGGAGGUCUUGCAGACUCCACGUACUCCAUCCUGCAGUGCAGAGGAUUAUCCUGAUCUCAUGUUUGACAGCAUUGACUGCCAGAACACAUCCGCUAUGACGAUGUCCAUGAAUGCUUGCUCUCCGUCUUUCUUUGAUAGGUAUUCCAAUAUGCCACACAGCUUUCAAGAGAACAGCUGUCUGACCCCUGCUAAGAAUGUUCCGAUGCCCAUCCUCAGUCGUUCAGCUUCAGCAGAUGUCAGAAGGUCUUUAGAAGAGGACUUAAACGCAGAUACAAAUAAGUUUCUCCGACAGCAAAGUGUUCCUGCUGCCUCUGAAUUCCAGUAUUCAGCCCCACACCCUGCUGAGGAGUCUACAUCAGUGGAUCGGCUCAACUGUUUGUCUCCGGUUUUCUCUCCUCACACAGGGAUGCGCUCUCCAAGGCUUGAGCCAGCCCAGCCUAUGUCAGAAGGGCCCUCUGCUGCCCUCAUUGCUUUCGAUGGUGGAGAACACCUUCCUGACAGCAUCUAUAGUAACUUAGUGUCAAAACCCUCAUCUCCAGUACAUAGGCUCGACCCUCAGGAGCCUUGUUUGGACAUUGCUGCUCCUCCUACCCCUGCCCCAGCAGCUCUACCACCGCUGGACAUCGAUGAGCUCUCUGAGCCCCACCAUCCAUUGCCGCUGUCACCGCACAACGAUCCUGGUGUCAUCGCCUCUGACACUGCUAGUGUGUUCCCGCCAUCUGUUGUGGAGGAACAAAGGGAAGAAGAUGAGGAAGAGGAGGGAGAAGAUGAAGAAGAUGAAGAGGAAGAUGACCCAGGGGAGGCAGAAGAAUGUGAGGAUCUAGGCAAUGACAAUGUGGAGCACCCAAGGGAUGACUCAUCUUUUACCCCAUGUGCUGUGGAGUUAAUGAAAAAGGACUGGGGUAAAACUCCAGACAGAAGGGGUACAGAGGAUGUGCUUACUCUCACGACUAAUCACCCCCCUGUGAGCCUAAUGGAAAACUCCUGUGAUCACUCAAUUAGUUGGACCACAAAUUCUGAGAUCCUUCUGAAAUCUCCUCAAAGGUCAUUCGUAGACUUGACAUCAACCUCAAAGACCAUCCCACAUCCAGAGGAUAAUUUGCAGCAUCAGCUCUCCACAGUGCUACCUUGUCCAUUGUCAGCAACCUCACCCUAUUCUGUCUUCCCUAGGUCUUACUGUUCCACGCAUGUUCCUGGCUCUGACUAUGUUGGGCAUAAAGGCACAGUAGAAGACGUCACAACUUCACUAAAGCCUGUUACAGUACCCAUCGAGUCUGAAUCUUUGCCUUCCUCCUCCAACAGGCUGGAAUCUUUUUUUACUGAAUGUAAGUCGAUCCCUGAACAAAGUCAGAUGGUCUCCGAGUCUCCGUGCUUGACAACAGACAACCGGCAAGACGCCCUCAAGUACAUAGCAGAGGGCAGUGUGGCUCCCGCUGUAAAUCAGGAGCCGGUGGUGCCCUGGGCAGACCCCUUCUCUACUGCAGUCGAUGAGCUGGAUGAUUUGGGGCCCUUCUCUCUCCCAGACUUGCCUUUUCAAGACAAGGAACAGGAGCCUGAUAUCACAGAUUCAAGGCUGCAAGAAUUGAAACAACCUCCCGCUUGUAUUGCAUCUCCAGCUAAUGAUAUGAAAGAAGAACCAGAUCUGGAGUUUGAUUUGCCUGCUAUGACAAAAGCCCCCUGUUCCCCUGCUGUUGUCCCACUGAGUGAAACUGCGCACAAUAUAUUUGCACCUUCUGAAGAAGACUGCAAGUCAGGGAAUGAGUUGGAGCUGGAACCCCAGAAAGUCCCAGAGAGCAGCUCUACUGCCAUGGCAGAGAAUGAGACACAGUUUGAUGAGAGAGACGAAAGUGAUGGAAAUCAUUUAUUACCCACAGCUGAUGCCAAUAACAACCAGGAUCACAUGGCAGCAGACUCAUCAAUGGAGACACCUUCAUUGGUUACUGUGACUGCUUGUCCUGAUACUGUGACUAACAGGGAAACCAACAACAGUGGACAAAGUCCAGCCACCACAGAACCAGCUCAGUGCAGUCCAGUCCAGUUGGCUCCUGUAUCAGCAGUCACACAGUCCACCACAGUCCAAGUGUCUGAGCCUCAUGAGACAUCGCCCAAGGCAGCCAUCACCAUGACUGCUGCUGAAAUUCAGAAGAAGGUGGAGGAGAUCCCACAGAGAAUAACAAGGAACCGGGCUCAAAUGUUAGCCAACCAAAGCAAGCAGAAUAACUCUUCCGUCACGACCAGCACAACAUCGUCCGCCCCAUCACACAGCACUACCAACACCCCCACAGUAGUCACCACCUGCUCCUCAAUUCCAUUGGAAAGAGAAAAGGAACCUGUCAUCACUGCUCCUAGCUCCACCCCAGCCAUCGCCAGCAAGAACAAAAGUCGGCUCACGGAGGAGGAGGAUGCCCAGGCACAGCACCCACGGAAGAGGAAGUUCCCCCGUUCUGGCCAGCAGCAGGUGCAGGUACAGCUUGUCAACACAGCCAUGCAGCAAACACGGGAGAUGAUCCAGCAGACACUGGCCGUCAUUGUCAAUGCAAUCAAACUGGAUGACAUCGAGCCCUACCACAGUGACCGCUCCAAUCCCUACUUUGAAUACCUUCAAAUCCGCAAGAAGAUUGAGGAGAAACGGAAGAUCCUGUGCUACAUCACACCCCAGGCCCCACAGUGCUAUGCCGAGUAUGUGACCUAUACUGGGUCCUAUCUCCUUGAUGGCAAGCCACUCAGCAAGUUGCACAUCCCUGUGAUUGCUCCACCUCCAUCUUUAUCAGAGCCCUUGAAGGAGCUAUUCAGACAGCAGGAGGCAGUGAGGGGGAAGCUAAGGCUGCAGCACAGCAUUGAAAGGGAGAAGCUGAUUGUGUCAUGUGAACAGGAAGUCCUCCGGGUCCACUGCCGAGCAGCAAGGACAAUAGCCAAUCAGGCCGUCCCUUUUAGUGCCUGCACGAUGCUGCUGGAUUCGGAGGUCUACAACAUGCCCUCUGAGAAUCAAGGUGAUGAGAACAAGUCAGUGAGAGAUCGCUUCAAUGCCCGUCAAUUCAUAUCCUGGAUCCAAGAUGUAGACGACAAGUAUGACCGCAUGAAGACAUGUCUGUUGAUGCGACAGCAGCAUGAGGCAGCAGCCCUCAAUGCUGUGCAGAGGAUGGAGUGGCAACUCAAAGUGCAAGAGCUGGACCCUGCUGGUCACAAGUCCCUCUGCGUGAAUGAGGUUCCUUCCUUCUACGUGCCAAUGGUUGAUGUCAAUGAUGACUUUGUGCUGUUGCCUGCAUGACAGGAAUGUAGCAGCUGUCUAAUAUCACCAUUCAAAAGACAUCAAAUAGAUCGUAUGGUAAGGGCUAGCCAGUUUGAAAAGAAACAUUCUUUCUUGAGAAAACAUAUAUAUAUUAUAAAAAGAAAAAAAAACUUGCUAAUGAUUCCCUUCCACAAGAGGAGGAAGCAUCUUUUUACCGGGAAAAACACAACUUGCACUUUCAAUCAUAUGAGUUUUUUGUUCUCAGAAAAAGAUCGAAAUGGCUUUGUUUUGAAGCUUACAGCCUCUGUUUGAUUUUUAGAAAUGGGAGGAUGAGCAGUAUUUUUUCAUUUUUGGUUCCCUUAAAUAAAAUGACAAAAUAAAGGGGUAGACAGAAAACCCUUCCAUCAGUGCAGAUCAGAACCAGUGGCAGGAAGAACCGCUGCAAAUACAACUUCAGACACGCCAGGGAGAAGGGGUCCUGUAGGAACCAUCUGUGGCUCCCACAUGAAGGAGAGGGGAUCUGUAGAUGCUGUCCCUAGAAGUCUCUGCAAAGGGACCUACACAGGACAUCUGCAUCUUACUGCCCAUGCAACACUGCACAGCAGGAAUCCAGACAGAAUUAUCCAGCUGAAAUGGUGUACCAGUGCAGAGUGAGAACAGGUGGAGGGGGUCCACGGUGUUUAUGGGUCUGUCUGACUGGAGGGGAAAUGGAAGCAGCUGAUGGAAGUCUCCCGAUCAUGAGUUUGCAUGCCCCUCUUUCAACAGCUAGGUGUAAAACACUUGUUAAAUGCAAACUGCAUAAGAUAAAGAAGAAUGUUGCAACUCAAGAGGCAAAGACUAUCAGAGAUGGUGUGAGCAGACAAUAUCCUCUUUUUGUCUUUCUCUUUACUUGGGCAUUUCAUUGUUUCUCUUUCUGAGAAAGUGACUUGAAACACUACGGAGCCAAUAUUAGUUAAAUGGAAAACAAAAAUUGAAAAAAAAAAUUGUAUCACGUAAAUUCUGUACAGUUUUGUAUGCGUUAACCAAUGUAUUCUCGCUGCCUUCUAGAUAAUUUAUUUUGCCACACAUUACUGCACAGUUGUAAAUAACUUAUGUACUGUAACAUCACUCUCAGUUAAGUGUAAAAAAUGAAUAAAAUUAUCUUUGUAUGUACAGUUCACUUUUGGGCAGCACUUUUCCCUUAUAACAAUGGGCCAAAAUAUGUACACAUUUUCAGUAUUUAAAUACGGUCUCCUGUGCAUGGUCAUAAAAGUCCUCCACAUUCUGCCCAGGGUUUGUCAGAACCAGUCAUCUGGGUCUUCACAGCCGUAACUGACAUCAUUAGAAAAUCCCCUUCCCAUUCAGACUUUAACAACCACAAUCCUAGUGUCAGAUGUAGCAGAAUGGUUAAGAAUUUAUUUAAAGAAAAGGUAUAUUAUGCUUUGCUUUAUUACAGAACUAUUUAAUUAAAAAUUGAAACCAAGAAAAUGCCUUUUUACAGUCAGCAUUUAAUUUUCUCAGACAUUGCACAAGUAAAAUUAAGGUACACCAGGCAACAGAUAACAUCAAAUAACUUUGAACUCAAUUCUCAUUUUGUUUGUGCCCUGUAAUGGAGAUGUUAUAAUAUUCAGAAUCAAACCACAAUAUGUUACCCAUGUAUAAUAAUGGCAGUGUAAUUAUCAAAGCAUUUCAGAGUUGUGCAUUAGUCAGUGGGUCUAUUGAGAAUUCACGUUGUGCUAAGGGCCAUAAUUCCCACGACUAUGGAUGUGGUAGACUUAUUUUUGUUUUCUUUUGUCUUUUUUUUUUUCUUUCUUUUUUUGUUCCAAGAC